AUGAAAAAUCAAACUGUGGUAACAGAAUUUAUACUCCUGGGACUUUCCGAGGAUCCUCAAGUUCAGAUCUUUCUCUUCUUUGUGUUUCUAAUUAUAUAUGCUACCACAUUACUUGGAAACUCUGUCAUUAUAUUGAUAAUUAGGGCUGAACCUGGUCUUCACACCCCCAUGUUCUUUUUCCUCAGUCAGCUGGCCUUUGUUGAUAUUUGCUUCUCAUCCAUCACUGUCCCAAAAUUGCUAGCAAACUUUAUACAGCAAAAGAAAACCAUUUCCCCAGUGGGAUGCAUCACACAGAUCUUCUUCUUUUUCCUGUUUGGUUGUACAGAAAAUGUUCUUCUUUCUGUAAUGGCAUAUGACCGGUAUAUUGCUAUAUGCAAUCCACUUCAUUAUUCAAUAAACAUGAGAAAACAAGUAUUCACACAGCUAGUGGCUGGAGCCUGGGCAAUAAGUUUUUUGGAUGCAUUGAUAAACACUGUGCCUUUAAAGGAUCUGACCUUCUGCAGGCACAAUAUAAUUAGACACUAUACCUGUGAACUUCCAUCAGUUCUGCGCUUAUCCUGCAGUGAACCAUUCACCAAUUAUAUGAUAAUACUUAUCUCUGGUUCUUUCUUUGGUUUUGCACCCCUGCUCCUAAUUCUGGUGUCUUACACUUAUAUAAUUGGAACCAUCUUGAACAUUCGCUCUGCAGAAGGGAGGAGCAAAGCCUUCUCUACCUGUAGCUCACACCUGAUUGUAGUUUGUCUACUGUAUUUUUCAGGGCUUUUUGAAUAUCUGAAGUCAGGUUCCAAGUCUUUUACAGAGCUGGACAGCAUAUUCUCCAUCCAGUAUCUUAUUUUGACUCCCAUGUUAAAUCCUAUCAUAUACAGCCUAAAAAAUCAAGAAAUCAAAGCUAUUAUUUGGAAAAGGUUCAAUAAGUUUAGGUAA
Varanus komodoensis (Komodo dragon) is the source of this 924-nucleotide messenger RNA. Its product is annotated as olfactory receptor 8S1-like. Gene Ontology annotation, cellular component: membrane. Lineage: Eukaryota; Metazoa; Chordata; Lepidosauria; Squamata; Varanidae. The record is from RefSeq and is a predicted model, not a curated record. Gene Ontology annotation, biological process: G protein-coupled receptor signaling pathway. The coding region runs from base 1 to 924 and encodes 307 amino acids. The transcript has a single exon. Gene Ontology annotation, molecular function: olfactory receptor activity; G protein-coupled receptor activity.